This is a messenger RNA of Patiria miniata (bat star), 3412 nucleotides long. RefSeq names its product vacuolar protein sorting-associated protein 41 homolog (gene vps41). Lineage: Eukaryota; Metazoa; Echinodermata; Asteroidea; Valvatida; Asterinidae. The record is from RefSeq and is a predicted model, not a curated record. Gene Ontology annotation, biological process: macroautophagy; vesicle-mediated transport; cellular response to starvation. Gene Ontology annotation, molecular function: protein binding. Gene Ontology annotation, cellular component: HOPS complex; late endosome.
GUGUCCAUAUGUUUCAACCCACAAAGGCUCAUGCAGUCAAAGCACAUCUGCUCGUUCGCAAGCCAAAAAAUCCACACAAAGGAAUCCCAAACGGAGGGCACAAAAUUCCACAAAGAAAAAAUAGCCAGACGACUUUCCUGACCUACGAACAUACAAGAUGGCGGAGUCCAUUGAGCGAGAGCUAGCCGAUGCAGCGGAAUGGCAGGAGGAGUCUGGAAGCGAAGAAGAAGAAGAAGAAGGCAGCGAGAGCGAGUCUGAGGAUGAGGACAGUGUGGAGAUUGAAGAACCUAAGCUGAAAUAUGAGAGGAUACGCAACACGCUGGAGGAAAUCCUCAGCAAGGAUGCUGCCAGCUGCAUGGCCGUCCACACCAAAUUCAUGGCUGUGGGAACGCACUGGGGGAUGGUCCACGUCUUAGAUCUGCAAGGGAACACCAUAGCAGGCAAAGAGUUUGCAAAGCAUAGUACCACUGUCAACCAGAUUAGCCUAGACAUGAAUGGGGACUACCUCUCUAGUUGCUCUGAUGAUGGACGGGUUGCGAUUACUGGCCUUUACGAAGACGAGUACAAUCAGAUCCAAGCAUUUGACUGCCCAGUGAAGUCUCUUGCGUUGGAUCCCAGAUUUUCAAGAUCAAACAGCGGUAGGCAGUUUGUGACUGGCAGUGAUAAGCUGACUCUCCAUGAACGAGGCUUCUUCAACCGGAGCAAGUCCACCAUCCUUCAUGCGGGGGAGGGGCCUAUCCGCACCAUCAAAUGGAGGGGGUGUUUCGUCGCCUGGGCAAACGACUUGGGAGUCAAGGUGUUUGACCUGUCGUCCAAGCGCCGCAUCACGUUCAUCAAGCGAGACCACGACGAGAAACUGCGGCCUGAGAUCUACCCAUGUAAGCUUUGCUGGAAGGACAACAUCACGCUUCUCGUGGGCUGGGCUGAUACAAUCAAGAUCUGUGUCGUCAAAGAGAGACGCGUGCUAGAAGGAAAGGACAUGCCCAAUAGAUAUGUGGAAAUUGUUAAUUUCUUCAAGACAGACUUCUACGUCUGUGGCCUGGCUCCUAUGCUGGAUAACCUCGUGGUCAUCGCCUACAUGACUGACGAAGCACUUGCAGAGGAUGACGAGCAAGACGAUGAGGGUGCUCGCAGACCUCAGCUUAAGAUCCUCACCGCGCUACCAGACGACUACCACGUAGUGUCCAGCGACGCUCUGUCCAUCAGAGGCUUCCAGGAAUAUAGGCCCAGCGACUACCAUCUAGAAUAUCUUGAAGGUGAGGGUGUGUUUUACAUCGUCAGCCCCAAGGAUAUCGUUCUGGCCAGAAAACGAGACGUAGACGAUCACAUUGCCUGGCUCAUGGAAAAUGAAAAGUUUGAAGAAGCGCUGGCCGAGACCAAAGCCCAUGCCAAGACACUACACCGACACAAGGUACUAGACGUGGGCAGAGCCUACCUAAACCAUUUGAUCGCGGAGGGGGAAUACGACAAAGCAGCCAGUAUGUGUGAGCCCAUACUAGGUAAGCACAAGGAUCUCUGGGAACAGGAAGUGUUCCACUUUGCCAAGAUGCAUCGCUUGAAAGCCAUCAGUCACUACAUCCCUAGGGGGGAUGUGAGGCUGAGCAAAGCCAUCUAUGAGAUGGUGCUCAACGACUUCCUGCAGACUGACCUAGAGGGUUUCCAUCAACUCAUCAAGCUCUGGCCCUCUGACCUGUAUGACCUCAUGACCUUAGUGUGCGCGGUGCAGGAUCGCCUGCUGCGCGACCCCAACAAUCGCAUUCUCAUGCAGACACUGGGGGAGCUCUACUCGUACGAUCAGCGAUACGACAAAGCGCUGGCCAUCUAUCUCAAGUUGGGUCACAAGGAUGUGUUUCCUCUGAUCCAUCGUCACAACCUCUUUGAUUCCAUCCAGGACAAGAUUGUCAUGCUCAUGGAGUUCGACACGGAACGGGCCGUCAAUCUACUCAUCGAGAACGUCGACAAAGUGCCUGUGAAGAAAGUUGUCAAGCAGCUGGAAGAGCAACCCAAACUGUUGUAUCACUAUUUGGACGCCCUUUUCCACAAGCACCCACAUCUCAGCCAGGACUUCCAGUCACUUCAGGUCACCCUCUAUGCCGAGUUUAACAGGGAUAAGCUCCUGCCCUUCCUACGGAACAGCCAGCACUGCCCUAUGGAAGUUGCGCUGGAAGUCUGCACGGAAAGGCAUUUCAUCCCGGAAAUGGUCUUCCUAUUAGGUCGCAUGGGCAACACAACCCAAGCCCUGAAGCUCAUCAUAGAAGAGAUGGGCGACGUUGACAAAGCCAUUGAGUUUGCCAAGGAGCAUGACGACUCCGGCCUAUGGGAUGAACUCAUCAAUGCCUCCAUGAAUAAACCUACUUUUAUCACAGGACUCCUGAACAACAUCGGCACCCACGUUGACCCCGUUAUACUGAUUAAACGUAUCAAAGAAGGCAUGGAGAUCCCAGGGCUCCGCGACUCCCUGGUCCAGAUUCUCCAGGACUACAACCUACAGAUGUCGCUGAGAGAAGGCUGCAAGAAGAUCCUGGUCUCGGGCUGCUUCACCCUGCUGGACCGACUCAACAAGAUACAGAAACGUGGCAUCAAUGUUGAAGAGGAUCAUCAUUGCGAUAGUUGCCACGGUCCAAUUCUAGCAGGCGACUCCCAGUCGACUGUGGUCAUCUUUUACUGUCAUCAUGUCUUCCAUGAAGAAUGCCUAAUAGCUCAGAACAUGGAGCACUGCAUGAUCUGCCACUCACAGCGCAAGGGGCCAGGUAGUGUCACGGCUGCAUCCAGAUGAUGGAGGAAAACGACUAAGCUUCAGGAUUGCAUGAUGUGGACUAUGGAUGGUACUCACGGGUAUAGAGUACUGAAGUGUGACAUCAUUUAGAACCAGAAAGUGCGUGCAAACGAAUGGAGUACGCGCAUGUGUUGGUUCAUGGGCUAAAUCACGCGCUAAUGUCUUUUACACACAUUUUAUGCGUGUGAUGUAUUUUACUUCGGUACUGUAUGGGGCUGUGCGCAAACAAGGGAGGGCGCUGUUUUUACCAUUUUGAGAGCCAAGUGCACAGGGCACACCGCGUGGGCAUACUGGUACACUAGCUAGUUUUUCCAUAAAAGCGUGCUAUUUUUUUGCCAAGGGAAUAUCACAUUUACACACAUCUGCUAAAAAAUAAAACCUCUAUGUUGAUGAGAAUCAUUUGUGCGAAAAAUUUAAUUGUUCAUACAAUUUGUUCGUAAAGAUACUUUUCAUAUAUAUAUAUAUAAUUUGUAAGAAACCUUUACACAAUAAAAGUAUAGUAAUAUUCCAGUGUAAAAUAAAAUGUACAUGGACAAAAAGCUUAAGAAGACUAAUCUUGUAAAAACUUGCCAAAAGUAUGCGAAAGUGAAUACAAAGAAAUACGAUGAAAAUAAACAAUGUCUUUGAAAUGCAAAC